UAUAACAUGAUGUUGGAACUUUUAUGAUAAUUUUGAGAAAUGCAGAAACUACGAAUAUUAUUUCUGCUUAAAGUUUUAAAGUUUUAAAAUUUUAUCAAAAAGGUCGAUAUUCUUGAUAUUAUUACAAUCAAGUUUAGGUCGUUACCCUGCAGCUGAAACACAAAUUCAAAAAAGCUAAGAGUUUUAGUUAAGCAAAAGCCUCUUGGUGACUGCCAUAUGCGUUUUCACAAGUUACGGCCCGAUGUCCCUGUGAGGCCAGCAUCUGGGCAUCCGGCUCGUCUCAAGGAGUUUGCUCACAUUGGAGCGAUUGGUUGGACACAACCGAAUGGCAACAUUUCUUGGAAAUGUGGCGGUACGUUAAUUUGGUUCAAUUUUGUCCUCACGGCUGCACACUGUGCCAUCGAUCCUGACAACCGAGCGCCGGACGUCGUCAGAUUUGGAGAUUUGAACAUCCUAACAGCAGAGGGAGACAAAUAUGCGCAGCAAUUGAAAAUUGCUGCGAUUUUUAGACACCCGCUACAUCGAUUUACAGCAUAUUAUCACGAUAUUGCUCUGUUAAAAUUAGAGCGACAUGUCUCAUUUAGUGAGGUUGUAUUUCCUGCGUGUCUAUGGAUGGAUGAGGAAGUAAGAUUUGAUAUUUUGGAAGCCGCUGGUUGGGGCAGAACUGGAUAUGCCCAAGAACAAACACCUAUACUAUUAAAAGUAGCCCUAAAACCAAUUGAGAAUGAGGAAUGUAGCAAAGUAUACAGUAAUGGGACAGAUCGUAUGCUUCGUCUUGGACUUCAACAGCACCAGAUGUGUGCGGUUGAUGAAAAAAUGGACACCUGUGAGGGUGAUUCCGGAGGUCCUCUACAAAUAAAGUUACUGCAUAACACCAGAGUAACUCCUUUCGUUGUUGGAAUAACUUCUUUUGGGUCAGCUUGUGGAACGUCCGCCCCUGGUGUUUACACCAAGGUUGCUCCGUAUCGUGACUGGAUAGUCGAAACGAUGCAGAAAAACGGUGCAAUGGUUUCAAAUGAUACAUUCAACGCAACAACAUGUGCCAUCUAUUUUGUGUAUUUUCGUGAAUAUGAGGAUGCCAUAAUUACCUAUCGCACACCCGAGUUUGUUGGCGUGGAUUCCAGUAAAAGACACAUGUUUUUGGCCGAAGGACUGCCAUCGUAUAUUGUGCAGUUAGCAUGGGAUAGAGAAACAAACGAUUGUUUUGGAGUAAUAAUUGAUGAGAACACAGUACUGACUAUUGCACAAUGUGUGACGAAGAACAGAAAGUAUGUUUCUCAUGUUAUAUAUUCGAGUAACAAUACGAUGAAAAUUUCUAAAAUACACAUUCAUCCAAAGUACAAACAAGGAAGCAGCUAUAAUAAUAUAGCCAUUUUACGUUUGCAACAUUUGCUCAACAUGAAGAACAUCGAGCCGGCAUGUAUAUGGCAUGGGGAGCUUCCACAAAAGGAAGUAUAUGUCCACGGGUCGGGGCGAACCGACAUUAAUACUAUGCUACCGUUUGGAUCUUAUAUUUCAUCUUCAGAUCCAUCGAUAUCCUCCCUCACACCACGGGUUCGUCUCCAGAAUGCCUCAUCUUGCAUUGUGCCAAAACGUUAUCAGUCGCUGUUGAGUAGUGGAGUAACUAAUGAACAUAUUUGCAAUGGACAAAAUUUGUUCCUUGUGCCGGAAUCCUGUGAGCUUCGGACUGGUGCUGCAGUUCACGAUGUCAUAAAACGAGCUGGCGCUGACUAUCCCAUGGUCUAUGGAUUGAAUUAUAUUGGCAGAGAUUGUGGUUUUGGUGAACACUCGAUAGCGAUUGGUACAGCUAGUCACAUAGCGUGGAUGAAAACUGUUCUUCUUUCAAACCAUGACAAAUCUCACGGCAUAGUGCAUUUCGUCGAUAGAGAUCUACAAGAGGGAGAUGCUUGUGAUAGAUAUGAUAGGCGCGCAGCACAAUGCGUUCCAGUUUCGAAGUGUCCGAGAGAAUGGAAACAGUUUCUGUUGCAUGGAACAAUCGAGUUGUGUUCAACAAGUUCUUCAGUUUGUUGUCCUUUGAAUGAUAUUGCGGAUACUGAGAAUAGUGUGAUCCAUCCUCAGUUUGCGGGAUGCCCAAGUUUGGUGGAAGGUCUGAAACCAACAUCCUCAUUAGGAUCACUCGUUUUCAUUGCUUGUCAAUCACCCAACGGUCUGAACUUUAGAUGUCUUGGUACAAUUAUAACGGAAAGAAUCAUACUCACUUCAGCUAGUUGUGUUGAGGAUGACAUACCGUCCAUUGUGAAACUGGUGACAAACACUACCCAAAAGAUGUAUCCGGUGAACGCCAUACUUGUUCAUAAUGCUUUCAAUUCCACCGACAACACUAAUGAUAUUGCAAUGAUUCGAUUGGAAGAUUCGCUCACCUGGAGUUCGGAUCUAUAUCCAGCUUGUUUGUGGACAAAUACUACACAUGUGCCACUGGUGUUGUCAAUGGUUUCUCCCGUCAAAUCCAAUAACAUAACGAAAACCGAAGUGCUAGCGAUGUACAAUUCCGAUUGCCAGAGAAAUCAUGAUUAUGAGUUAAAGGGUACUCAGCUUUGCGCAAGAGAUCCGUUUAGGAAUUUGACCUGUACUACGAUGAGUGAUCAACUACACUAUGGGAGCAAGAACGGUGUUACCUAUAUUGUAGGAUUAUCAACAAUUCUCAAUAACUGUGAAAGUUCACCACACACGGUGUUCACAAGGGUAUCCAGUUUCGUGGACUGGAUCGGAAUAAAUAUAUAAAUUUUAGCAAAAAAUCUUUUGCUUUUUGCAUUAUAUGUAAUGUGAAAAUAA
Messenger RNA from Toxorhynchites rutilus septentrionalis, 2793 nucleotides. RefSeq names its product ovochymase-2-like. The record is from RefSeq and is a predicted model, not a curated record. Gene Ontology annotation, biological process: proteolysis. The transcript is spliced from 11 exons. The coding region runs from base 217 to 2742 and encodes 841 amino acids. NCBI's taxonomy places the organism in Eukaryota, Metazoa, Arthropoda, Insecta, Diptera, Culicidae. Gene Ontology annotation, molecular function: serine-type endopeptidase activity.